UGAAGAAAGAAAUUCAGAAAAAUUCCACCAUUUGCAGUCUGAUUUUGGAUUCAUGUCUCCCCCAAUUACCCUCCGAUUAUGUUGAAGGAGCUAUUAUAUUCAAUCCACCAGUUUCUCCUUUCAAUCCUUCCGCAAUGUAACUGUUUUGAAGUUCAAUAAUCAAUCGUAUCUCCAGGAAAUAUCUAACCGUCUAUAAAGAGAUGAAAGCCAAGUCAUCAGGUCUGAUCGUUGGGAUCUCAAUAGGAGUGGUGAUUGGAGCACUUUUGGCCAUAGUUGGACUACUUUGUUUUAGGUUUCACCGGAAACGAUCUCAGAUAGGUAAUAGCAGUUCCAGGAGAGCAGCAACAGUCCCCAUUCGUGCAAAUGGUGCCGAUUCUUGUACGAUCUUAUCAGAUUCAUCAAUGGGUACAGAGUCAUCAAAAACAUCAAUACAGAAUGGCAAGUCAUUCUGGUUUGGUGGACCGAGGAAGUCUCAUGUGGUUGCAGCUUCUGGAAUUCUCGAGUAUUCUUACAAAGAUCUACAGAAAGCAACGCAUAAUUUUACCUCCACAAUAGGCCAAGGGGCAUUUGGUCCUGUUUAUAAAGCUCAGAUGACCACUGGUGAGACUGUUGCUGUUAAAGUUCUUGCAACUGAUUCGAAACAAGGCGAGAAAGAAUUUCAUACAGAGGUUAUGUUAUUGGGAAGGUUACAUCACAGGAACCUUGUGAAUUUGGUGGGAUAUUGUGCAGAGAAGGGACAACACAUGCUCAUAUAUGUCUACAUGAGCAAAGGCAGUCUUUCUUCUCAUUUGUACAAUUCAGGCGAAAAUAGUGAAGUGUUAAGCUGGAAUUUGAGGGUUCAAAUAGCUUUGGAUGUGGCAAGGGGACUAGAAUAUCUCCAUGAUGGAGCAGUUCCUCCGGUCAUACACCGAGACAUUAAAUCUUCCAACAUUCUGUUGGAUGAGUCCAUGGGAGCAAGAGUAGCUGAUUUUGGGCUUUCAAGGGAGGAUAUGAUCAAUAGACAUGCCUCUAAUAUACAAGGAACUUUCGGAUAUCUUGAUCCUGAAUAUAUAUCGACAAGAGCCUUCACCAAGAAAAGCGAUGUUUACAGCUUUGGAGUAUUCCUAUUUGAGCUUAUUGCUGCAAGAAAUCCUCAACAAGGUCUCUUAGAGUAUGUUGAACUUGCAGCAUUGAAUACAGAAGGGGAAGUUGGAUGGGAAGAAAUAGCCGAUUCACGUCUCGAUGGGAAUUUCGACGAACGAGAACUAAACGACAUGGCAGCACUCGCGUACAAAUGCGUAAAUCGUGCACCGAGAAAACGACCAUCAAUGAGGGACAUUGUGCAAGUAUUGUCUCAUAUUCUAAAGACAAGGCACAACAAAAGGCAUCACAAACGUUCGCCAUCCGAGGUUGCUAUCAGUAUCAAUAUCAGUAUCAGCCAAUCAGAUCGACAAAAUUCAAUGAAUAGCGAACACUGUCGGGUGGAUUCUAUGGAUAGCGCACCCGACUCCAUUGACCUUUAAAUGACCUUUUGGAAUUUGUUCAACUUGUCCUCUUUCUUUGAUUCGUUUGUUCUGUAAUAUAUUCGACCAUUUUACCAGAUACCGAGUAACCCGAGGUUUCAGUGUGGUCCUGAUUGAGGAAAUUAGGGUUCAAAAUUAAGUCCCCUUUCCCUUCAAAUGUAACAUAUCUCACCUUCUUUAAUUUGGUUGUGGAUAUAAUCCCAAUUUUGUGUAUUAACAAGAAA
Molecule: messenger RNA, 1726 nt
Organism: Cynara cardunculus var. scolymus (artichoke)
Lineage: Eukaryota; Viridiplantae; Streptophyta; Magnoliopsida; Asterales; Asteraceae
Product: calcium/calmodulin-regulated receptor-like kinase 1
Exons: 7
Coding region: 201-1502 (433 amino acids)
Biological process (GO): protein phosphorylation
Molecular function (GO): protein kinase activity; ATP binding
Source: RefSeq, a predicted model, not a curated record